Messenger RNA from Anoplophora glabripennis (Asian longhorned beetle), 570 nucleotides. RefSeq lists its product as uncharacterized. The record is from RefSeq and is a predicted model, not a curated record. Gene Ontology annotation, cellular component: nucleus. Lineage: Eukaryota; Metazoa; Arthropoda; Insecta; Coleoptera; Cerambycidae. The coding region runs from base 1 to 570 and encodes 189 amino acids. Gene Ontology annotation, molecular function: DNA binding. The transcript has a single exon.
AUGGGCUUCAACAAACCUGUUGUUCAUAACUUCUACGAUAAAUUGGAAAAGACGAUGAACAAAUACAAAUUUGGACCAGAAAAAAUAUAUAAUACAGAUGAGACGGGAUUGACGACAGUUCAAGGACCAACGAAAGUUUUGGCUGAGAAAGGUCAGCGACAAGUCGGCCAAGUAACAUCUUCGGAAAGGGGCUGCCUAGUUACGAUGUGCGGAACUAUAAAUGCGAUAGGAAAUUCAAUUCCACCAUUCCUUAUAUUUCCACGUGUAAAUUAUAAGGAAUACAUGAUUAAAGGAGCUUCCCAUGGCACUGUAGGUGCUGCCACUCCAUCUGGAUGGAUAUCAGCGGAAGUAUUUGUAAAAUAUUUAGAACAUUUUAUACAUCAUUUACAUUCCAGCAAAGAUAAUCCCGUCUUACUGAUCAUGGAUAACCAUGAAUCCCACAUUUCUUUGAGGGCUAUUGAUUUAGCAAAGUCUAAUGGAGUUAUACUAUUACCUAUCCCUCCGCACACCAGCCACCGGUUACAACCAUUAGACCGAUGUGUGUAUGGUCCACUGAACCGCUCGCCGUAA